UGUCUGACCUUAGCUAGUCACUCAUGCUUUAGCUGGAGCUAGGUGCACUAGCAAAUAUUAGCAAAUAUUGAUGUAUAGCUCACAGGGUGGACAUCCGUAACAAGGUUGAAUGGGAAUACAAGGAUCCAAAUUGCGGGAAUCAUCAAGUCGGGAUAAGCAGGAAACAGACACAAACUUCUGUGUGGUCCACUUUGACGUGACACGUUUCCUUCAUGAAUGAGUGGGUGGGCCCCGACAUUGACGUGGUGGGACCACUGCAAAUCCCACCCACCGAUGAAUUCUCCAUUUCAGAGAGCUCCCAUUUAUUUGAUAUUCUGUCCGAUCAGAGCAAUCCUCUGCUCCAGGACCCUGACAUGUUACCUUUCACCAGCUACCCAGGCAUGCAGUAUUCUAACAUGGAGCCGCCCAUGUCCACAAUGCCAUACUACUGCACUCAGAACUAUUAUCCUCAGUACAGUGGAGAAGAAUGGUAUUCUCAAAGUGGGCUAUACGAACUAAGGAAAACAACACUGGAGGACAGCUAUGAUGGUGACAGGGUGGAGGUGUCCGCUGUCGUGCCUGCUGUAUGCAAGAGGAACCGGCAUAUGACCCAGGCUGGACGGCUCAAAGGGGAGGAGCUUUGUGUCGUGUGUGGAGACAAGGCAUCGGGCUACCACUAUAACGCUCUCACCUGUGAGGGAUGUAAAGGUUUCUUCAGGCGGAGCGUGACAAAGAAUGCUGUGUACAAGUGCAAAAGUGGAGGAAACUGCGAGAUGGACAUGUAUAUGCGAAGGAAAUGCCAGGAAUGCCGACUCAGGAAAUGCAAGGAGAUGGGCAUGUUGGCAGAGUGUCUUUUUACAGAGAUCCAAUGUAAAUCCAAAAGACUGCGGAAAAACACCAAGGCCUCCCCAGGACAGUCGACUGGAGACGAGACAGAAGGGGCGGAUAGCAAAGAAGUCACGUCAACCACCAAAAUCUCACAGGGAAAAAUGACUAAAGAGCAACAUGCACUCGUGAAAGCCAUCGUAGAAGCUUACAACAGGCAUCAAAUUCCUCAAGAAGUGACCAAAAAGCUGCUUCAAGAUCAGUACAGCGCUGAGGAAAACUUUCUCCUUUUAACAGAAAUUGCAACAAGUCAAGUCCAAGUUCUGGUUGAGUUUACAAAAAACAUCCCAGGUUUCCUGUCUUUGGAUCACGAGGAUCAGAUUGCUCUACUGAAAGGUUCGGCAGUGGAAGCCAUGUUUCUACGUUCCGCUCAAGUUUUUAGCCGCAAGAUGCCAAGCGGGCACACAGAAGUUUUGGAGGCGAGGAUACGCAAGAGUGGUAUAUCAGAAGAGUUUAUCGCUCCGAUGUUCAACUUUUACAAAAGCAUUGGUGAGCUCCAUAUGCGGCAGGAAGAGAAAGCCCUCCUCACCGCCAUAACCAUCCUGACACCAGACCGACCUUAUGUGAAGGAUCAACAUGCCGUGGAAAGACUGCAGGAGCCCUUACUGGACGUGCUGAGGAAGUUGUGCGUCUUGCAUCAUCCGCAGGAACCUCAGUACUUUGCACGUCUUCUGGGGCGGCUGACCGAGCUGAGAACUCUCAAUCAUUAUCAUGCAGAAAUGCUCGCAUCCUGGAGGAUGAACGAUCAUAAAUUCACACCGCUGCUCUGUGAGAUAUGGGAUGUGCAGUGACAGCGCGGGAAAAGGAAAAUGUAACAUGGACAUUUUAACUUGAAACAUACGUAGUCACGGUCCACAGUUCAUAUACUGUAUGGUGUCUAUCAACUCAUAUACUGUAUGUGUUUCUAAUAAACUCCCGCACAAACAACUUGCUUGGUUGCCAGUUGUAGUUGCCUAAUUUACAAAUUCCAAUAGUUUUGGAUUUUCAGUGCUAAAAUUUU
Doryrhamphus excisus (bluestripe pipefish) is the source of this 1864-nucleotide messenger RNA. It is a transcript of the gene nr1h4, whose product is annotated as nuclear receptor subfamily 1, group H, member 4. NCBI's taxonomy places the organism in Eukaryota, Metazoa, Chordata, Actinopteri, Syngnathiformes, Syngnathidae. Gene Ontology annotation, cellular component: nucleus; RNA polymerase II transcription regulator complex. The record is from RefSeq and is a predicted model, not a curated record. Gene Ontology annotation, biological process: negative regulation of inflammatory response; ecdysone receptor signaling pathway; negative regulation of transcription by RNA polymerase II. Gene Ontology annotation, molecular function: RNA polymerase II cis-regulatory region sequence-specific DNA binding; zinc ion binding; nuclear receptor activity.